Messenger RNA from Brassica rapa (field mustard), 4330 nucleotides. RefSeq names its product protein ALWAYS EARLY 1. NCBI's taxonomy places the organism in Eukaryota, Viridiplantae, Streptophyta, Magnoliopsida, Brassicales, Brassicaceae. The record is from RefSeq and is a predicted model, not a curated record. Gene Ontology annotation, molecular function: DNA binding. Gene Ontology annotation, cellular component: transcription repressor complex; nucleoplasm. Gene Ontology annotation, biological process: regulation of transcription by RNA polymerase II; DNA-templated transcription; reproductive process.
ACAAUAUUGAUAAUGAUGUUCUUAGUAUAUCUUGUUAUUUGUUUCUCUCUAAUUGACUAAUAUAAUCUUAGAUUUUGGCUAAAUUAAUAAUGAAUGAUAUAUCUUAGUUAAAAGUUUGGCCAUCAAUCUAUGUUUUAAAAUUUUCUGUUGUAUCUCCGUUAAAAUAUGAAUUCAAAAUUAUGGUGAUUAGAUUCAUUACAUAAGACAGUAUAUUAUAGAGUAAGUAUGUGAGCUGACAAAAUAUGGGUGAGCAAUAAUUACGGAUUCGAUUUGAGUUUGGAUUUAGUUUAUUUGGUAUAAGAAAACUUUAAUCAAAGUAAAUCCAAAUUAGUUUGGUUUGGUAUAAUUUUAGUUCGGUUUGGUUUAUGUUCGAUUUAGUCUUAGUUCAGUUUGAUUUGUGUUUAUUUCGAUUUAAUUUUUUUUUGUGUCUAUUCAUUUUAGUCGAGUUGAUUUUUUAGUUGGGUUAUAGUUUAAUUACAAAAUUAUGAUUGAUAAGAAGAUAAACAAAUUACCAUUUGAAAAAUCAUUAUUUUCUUCAUAUUUAAAUAUAAAUCCAAAUAUCACAAUAAAUUAUAAGAUAUAAUCUAAUAAUUUUAUGUUAUUAUAUUCAAAUCUUAUAUAAAUACCAUAGGUAAUUUUCUGUUUUUGAUGUUAAUGCAGGAGAUUCAUACUCUUUUAUUUUAUUUUAGUUGUGUUGAUUCUAUUCAUUUAGAAGUAAAAAUGUAUAAAUCAUAUUUAGUUGUUUAGUUUAAAUAUAUUAAAUCUUAAUAUUAUUACUGUCAUAGUUAAUUAGCCUAACUAAAAACUCAUGUUUAAAAUCAUUUGGUUUGGUUAAAACUGAACCAUUUGGAUUGAUAAAAUCUUGAACCAAAUGGUUUAAACAUAUAAUUUGGUUUGAUAUGGGUCGUGAAUGAAUCGGUUUGAUUUGGUAUGGUUUAGAUUUUUUUCCCACCACUAUAACAAAGAAAUUUUCCAUUUCUCAGCGUCAUUAUCUAUUUUGUAUGUAUUUUUAUUUAUUUCGAAAUAAGGGUAUUUUUCAAAUACAAUCCCAUGAAGCCGUUACUACAAACCCUAAAUAACCUCAAAAAUAUCCAACGGUGGAUAUACAUAACGGGAAGACACGUGGUCGUUUAGGAUCACAACCUCCAGAUAUUCAGAGUGGUAAAACAAAAUAAAUAAACAAACGCCUAUUGGCUCUCAAGUAUCACCAAGUCGGCCUUUUUAUUCAAGUUUCGCGGCAACGCCUCUCUCUCUCUCUCUCUCUACAAUCCUUUCUCUCACCGAUCUAUCGAAGAGAUUCAACCGCCGAUUCUCCUUGAGCUUUGUAAUCGAUAAAACCGGAAGAUGGGGCCCAGUAGGACGUCCAAGAGUGUGUACAAACGUUCCAACAAAGAAGCUUCUCCAGAGAAAGAGUUAAGGAACUCUAGCAAAACCAAGCCAAGAAAGAAGAGAUUGACUAAUAAGCUGGGACCUCAGUGGACGAAAGUAGAGCUUGAGCGUUUCUAUGACGCGUAUAGGAAACAUGGGAGAGACUGGAAGAAGGUAGCUGCUGUAGUAAGGAAUAACCGGUCUGUUGACAUGGUGGAAGCUCUUUUUAAUAUGAACCGGGCAUAUUUAUCUCUGCCCGAGGGAACUGCCUCUGUCGUUGGCCUCAUUGCAAUGAUGACUGAUCAUUACAGCGUCAUAGAGGAGAGCGAAAGUGAAGAAGAAGAAGAAGAAGAAGAAGAAGAAGAAGGCCAUGGUGCUUCGGUUAAAUAUCAGAAGCGCAAACUGGCUCAACUUUCGUCUAGUGAUUUUCGCCAAGAAGUUAUUCCACCACAUUCAGUUGCAUCAGCGGGAGGCUGCCUCCCAUUUCUGAAGCUGACACAAGCUUAUGGAAUAGAGCGGCGUGCCGCUGGUAAGCGUACACCUCGGUUUCCUGUACCAAGUGAAUACGAGAGGGAAGAUAGAGAAGUUUCUAUGCCACCAAGUAAAAGAGCCAAGAAGCAACUUGAUGCCGAUGACGAUGAUACACUAGCGCUAGCAAUGGCAAAUGCAGCGAGAAGGGGAGAAGGAUCACAAUAUAGAAGAGCAGAAGUCAAUGGCAGCACUUCAAAUGGAAAAGUGUCACAAGCAAAGGAAGCUCAAUCCAAGCACGGUGCUAGCUCCAUGGUUAGGAAUGUGGUGAGAAUAAGGCGAGACAGAAGGCAUAUAAAGGCAGCGCCUGGUGGAGCUUUGUUGGUGAAUACGGAAGGGGUUGGUACCGUGGAGGUUCCCCCGAAGGGGAAAAAUGUGAGACUCGAAGAAGCAGAAGGAGCUGCUUCUAAUGACAGCGGAGAAGCAGGCAGUGCCAAUGAGGGAUUCAAAUCUGGAGAUGAAUUUGAAGCACUGCAAGCAUUGGCUGCAUUGUCAGGUUUACUGUCUCCUGAUGGUUUGACGGAAUCAGAAUCAAAUCCACAGUUGAAAGAAGACGCAAUAGCUAGCAACGUGGAUGAGAAACCUAACACUCCGGAAACCUUUGUCAGAAGCUAUCACAGACGAAAAUCAAAACAAGCAGGACCCGAAGACAGUCUUUCACAUCCAGUUUCACCUGCUAAUACUAGAAAACAGAAAUCUGCGCAGGAAACCAUUGAUGCUAAUGCUGCUUCCAUAGGGGAACUUGGCAUUUCAAAAAGAAAACGUAAAACUCUACAUGAUAAGGAAUCGGCUAAAGAUGAUGAUUUGAAGACUAUGUUCAAAGCGAGACGUGCUGAUCAGAGUCCACCAAAGAAGCUGAGAACUGCAAAAACCGCGGAAGAAUCUUCUUCACCUAGUGAUAAGAAAAUAACUGAACCAGAUGCAGUAGUGUCAGCUACACAAGUUUCAGGUCCAGGUCCAGGUCCAGCGAGUUUGCCGCAGAGACCACCAAACAGGCGUAAGAUGAGUUUGAAGAAGAGUUUACGAGAGAGAGCUAAAAUUUCUGAAACCACUCAUGAGAAGCCACAUAGUUGCAAGAAAGAGUUAUUAAAGGAGCAAGUUUCUACUUGUCUGUCAUGUCCAUUGGUACGUAGAAGGUGCAUAUAUGAAUGGUUCUACAGUGCUAUUGACUACCCCUGGUUUGCAAAGAUGGAGUUCAUUGAUUUUCUAAAUCAUUUGGGGAUUGGUACUCCAAGACUUACUCGUCUUGAAUGGAGCGUCAUUAAAAGUUCUCUUGGUAGAACUCGGAGAUUCUCUGAGAAGUUCAUACAAGAAGAGCGGGACAAACUCAAACAGUAUCGUGAAUCUGCGAGAAAGCAUUACACAGAGCUACGCACAGGUGCAAGGGAAGUGGUUCCUAGAGAUUUUGCGCAGCCAUUAUCAGUGGGGAACAGAGUCAUUGCCAUACAUCCUAAAACACGUGAAGUUCGUGAUGGCAAGAUUCUUACUGUUGAUCAUAACAAGUGCAACGUUCUGUUUGAUGACUUGGGCGCCGACAUGGUUAUGGACAUUGAUAUCAUGCCUUUGAAUCCGUUGGAAUACAUGCCAGACGGUCUGAUGAGGCAAAUCGAAAGCAAAGAAGCAGAGCUUAACAGACACCCAAGCUCUGAUAAAUCUGCUCUGUUCCCUCCUGUACUUGAAAAUAUCGACUUUUCCAUGGUUCCUCCUAAGAAACAGGAUGAUAGGGACAAGCGAGUCACUACUGAUCAAUCAUAUAACAUAGCUAAUGACAACGCAAGACAAGGUGAAAAUCAACGAGGUCUGAUGUUGGAGUAUACUUCAGAUGCAGAGGAAAUGGAGCCAGAAAUGCUUGAAAUAGUUAAUCUUUCAAGGUCAAUAGCACAAGCAAUGGUGGAUGCAGCUAUGAAGGCUGCAUCUUUGGUAAAGGAUGACAAAGACAAAAGGAAUGUGGUUCUACAAGCGUUAGACUCAAUAGUGUCUGGUUUAAAGCAUCAAGGCCAAACCAAUGGCAGCUUUGAGCAUCAUCAUCAUCAAAGCUGGUCUCCCUCAAACACUGAAGGUUUGAUGACUUCAGAGCUUAUCGCCUCUUGUCUUUCAACUUGGCUCAUGAUUCAGAGGUGCACAGAGAAGCAGUACCCACCAGCUGAUAUAGCUCAGGUGAUGGAGAUAGCAGUGAGAAGCUUGGAGCCAAGGUAUCCCCAGAACAUGCCCAUCUACAGAGAUAUUCAGACUUGCAUGGGGUGGAUCACGAAUCAAAUUAUGUCUCUUGUAAAACCCAUGAAAAUUUAACUUUUUGAGUUCUUUAUUUGUACUGUCUUGGAUGGAUGGUAAAGGUUAGUUUAGUUUUAGUUAGGUAAUAACUGAACAGUUAAUUCUUUUAUUGGGCCAGUUCGGGUUUUAAAGCCUUUGAAAUAAAAUUCACUCUCUUCUGAAA